GCUGAUAUUCGAAGAGAUGUCCAACUGGGAAGAAUGGUCGUUUGGUAUGGUGGAGGGGGUUGGUGAAGAAAGAAGAGGAGCCCCCAAGUUGUUGCCUCGUCUCAUGAAAUUGGAGCUUUCAUUUUGCCCCAAAUUGAGAGCUCUUCCUCCACUGGGCCUGUUGCCUCAAUUGAAAUCCCUUUAUAUUACUGAUGCACAUGCAAUCAAAACCAUCGGACCUGAAUUUCUUGGCCCCCGUGCAUCCUUAGCAGCGACUUCAUUUCCCAAGCUUGAAGUGCUGGUAUUUUAUAGUAUGUCCAACUGGGAAGAAUGGUCAUUUGGUAUGGUGGAGGGGGUUGGUGAGGAAAGAAGAGGAGCCCCCAAGUUGCUGCCUCGUCUAACGAAAUUGCAGCUUUCACUUUGCUGCAAGCUUAGAGCUCUUCCAGAAGGCUUACGGCAUGCCACCAAUUUGCAGGAAUUGAAUAUCAAUCGUGUCCACGACUUAAAAGAAAUCAACAACCUUUCCUCACUGAAAUCUCUGGAAAUAGAAUAUUGCCGAAGGUUGGAGCACGUGGAGAAUCUUGAUAAGUUGGAAUACCUGACAGUGGAAUUACCUGGUUUCAAACAGAUAUCCACCACUGAUGCUGAUGGACAUAUAGUGCACCUCCCACAGUGGUUAUUGGAGCUCCUUGGGCAGCAUUCUCUUAAAAAAUUUAAACUGAGAUGCAGCUUACCAGUCCUUAAGACCUUCCUCAAGGGCGGCCCCAACUGGCCCAUCAUUCAGAGGAUCCCCGAGGUCAAGAUCGUAGGCGAUUGGCGUCCAAGUGGCAUAUCAUAUAUUCGGUAUACCAAGGACCCUCCAACCUUCGAAACCAUAGAGAGGAAUCUGAAGAAUCGGAGACAUCCUAAAGCAUCCUCUCUUCUCCGAGUUACAAAUGCUUGUGGAAUAGGCGGUUGAGAUGGGAAUGUCCCUCAGGAUCAUGGGACCAGUGGGUUCAUCAUUUUUACCAUCUUUUAUAAUUAUCUAAAUCUCUGUAUUGGACUUUCUGAUUUCUUUUUCCUAGUAUUAUGAUGCAGCUGUAGCUUUCCUUUCCUAGUGUUUUGAAGAAACUGUCAUUUGCUUGAGUAUAAUUUUUCUUCUGAAUGUAAAUAUUAAGAAUUGGUUUAUCCACUAUAGUUAUCUUCUCCAUUAUGUUGUUGUAACACAAUCACAAAGAUUUUGAAUUUCGUGAACUACCGGACCCAUUCCCCGUUUCUGCUCAUAUUCUGUGCUUUUGU
This is a messenger RNA of Elaeis guineensis (African oil palm), 1257 nucleotides long. The record is from RefSeq and is a predicted model, not a curated record. NCBI's taxonomy places the organism in Eukaryota, Viridiplantae, Streptophyta, Magnoliopsida, Arecales, Arecaceae.